GGCAACAGCGCCGCUCCGGCAGGAUCUGAUUCAGCAGCAGACCGUUUACGCUCUUGAGUCACUCCAGCGCUACCGACUGUCGGGAUGUGACCCCGGAACCGGACGCCUCUUUACACACAACACAGCUCUCAAAUACAACAAAAACGACAGAAUCCUGGACCAGGAGAGCGGUGCUUCAGGAGCAGGGGGGAUGAACCGUGAGGAAGCCCCUGGCAAGUCUCCUGAGGAGAUGUACAUCCAGCAGAAGGUGCGGGUGCUACUCAUGCUCAAGAAAAUGGGAUCAAACCUGACACCAAAUGAGGAAGCGUUUCUGCGAAAUUAUGCAGGCGUGGUGCACAGCCAGAUGAGUCAGUUGCCACAGCACCCCAUUGACCAGGGUGCUGAGGACGUGGUGAUGGCCUUCUCAAGAUCAGAGACCGAGGACAGGAGACAGUGACCUCUCGCCGUGCCAAAUCACUACAGUUAACAACAUAACACUGUUGAUGGAGAGGGCGGGGCCUGAGAUGGGAGAGGGGCGGGGCUCUGCUGUGUGCUUAGUGCCACACUUCCCGUCUCUUCCCCAUUCCCUUCCUCUUACUCACUAACUGUUACACUAUCAGGGCACGCGGCCUCAAUACCUGAUGACUUGACGGCCAAUGAGUCAGGAAGAGCUACCGCGAGUAAACCAUUUUAUUUAGGUGUUUUUAUUUGAUUUUCAGUUUCUUUCUGUUGCUACAGUGAGUGACGUUUCGUGUUUGUUCCCAUGAGAGACUGGACGGACCAAGAGUUUAAUUUUUCUGGUCAAACCGAGAAAGAUUAUAAAUCGCCUUAUGGGUUACGUUAUUAGAGACAAAUCUGUUUAAUUUAGCAGUUUUUUUGUUUUGUUGUCCUUGCAGGACGUGUUUGUUUGUUUUUAUUUUCAGGGUUUUCGUUUAGCAGUUAAGUAGCCGUUUAUAUCGUAACUUAUAUACGUCAAAAUGCAUAUGAGGCCCGUACGUAAGCACACACUCACAGAAUGAUGUACUACAAAUGACCUGAUGUAUCACGAUAUGGUUUUUUCGAUGUUUUCGAAUACUUUUUUGUACAGGACAUAAGAAAAAAGUAGCAACGUGAAUGAAUUGUGCCAAUAGUGAUUUUUUUUUUGUUAAAUAUUUCUAAAGGUAUCUAAUGAAUGUCUUAGGUCCUUAUUUAUUUUUCCAAUGUCUUAACGUGUAAACAAACAUGAGCCCCACCACCAUAAACUUUUUAACUCUAAAUUUGAUAAAUUACUUACCAGAAAUGUUCAAACAUGUCAAAUGAAAGCGCUGUUCUAAAUGUUGUGAUAAAUUGUGCCAUACUCUGACAGCAGUUUGUUUGGCAGUAUAUUUGAUUCAGUGGUGCUUGUUAACUAAAGUAAAACUCAAGUACAGUCCUCAAUAACAAAAUUAUUCAAAUCCAUUUUUUAACACUUGAAUAAAUUGAUUUUUUGUAACAUCAGUAUUGAAUGUUUUGUUAACUUGCUUAAGAUAAUUAUUGUAUCUCUGUGUUGAACUGACGCAUGCUUGUCUUGAGGUUUAUGGUGUAUGUUUGAGUAGCUCUGUAAUGGUCAUGAGAGCCUAUAGCGGCAUUAAACAUCAAUGUACACCUUUUUUUAAUCUGUGGAAGUCCUUUUGAACAUUUUACAAAAUGGCUGUUAUAGAUCUCACUUUCAGUAAUAAGUAUCUUAAUGAAUGUCCACUUGUCAGCCUCAACGAAAGUUUGUUUUAAAGUCAUUGUUAAAUUCCUAUUUUGUCUAUGCAGAUUAUUUUUUAACCAUUCAGAUGCAUACAACUUGUCUUAACUGCCAUAUGUGGUACAUGAGUCAUAAAUAUGAAUGUCUGGAUUCGUGUUUAGUUCAUUGACUUCACUGCAUGUCGUCCCGGUUCCCUCGAGCUGUAAACUAUUUAAUGUGAAUUGCUUUUUUAUUGUUUUAAAAUCGAAUUGAGUGGUUGUUUUAUGCCAUCCCUUGACUUAAACGCGUCCCAAAUCUAUACCAACUCAACCAUUAAAGGAGUUUAAAAUUG
Molecule: messenger RNA, 2021 nt
Organism: Misgurnus anguillicaudatus (oriental weatherfish)
Lineage: Eukaryota; Metazoa; Chordata; Actinopteri; Cypriniformes; Cobitidae
Source: RefSeq, a predicted model, not a curated record